This is a messenger RNA of Salvelinus namaycush (lake trout), 3534 nucleotides long. RefSeq names its product potassium/sodium hyperpolarization-activated cyclic nucleotide-gated channel 2-like. The transcript is spliced from 9 exons. The coding region runs from base 1 to 3462 and encodes 1153 amino acids. NCBI's taxonomy places the organism in Eukaryota, Metazoa, Chordata, Actinopteri, Salmoniformes, Salmonidae. The record is from RefSeq and is a predicted model, not a curated record. Gene Ontology annotation, molecular function: voltage-gated potassium channel activity. Gene Ontology annotation, cellular component: membrane. Gene Ontology annotation, biological process: transmembrane transport; potassium ion transport.
AUGAAAAAGAAGGCGGCAGGCAGUAGCGGAUGUAGCCACAUCAGCGCGCCCAAAGCUGCCACGUCCAAUUGUACGAGAAGCAAAAGCAGCAAUUGUGUUGACUCUGCCCCCGCUGCUGCUGCCAGCCAGAGCGCCCCGAAUGUGAAGCAGCCCGGCGAGGCCAGUAACGCUGUCAUAGACGAGGCGGAGGACGGUGAGGACGAGUCCAAGUUUCAGUAUCCGCGACUGCGCCGAACCGGGGGGAGCGGCAGUGGCGGUGGUGGUGGAGGCGGUAGUAUCAGGAUGAAGAACUUUACGCCAGGAGGGGGAGCCGCGGCCACGGCUACCAGAAAGAACUCCACCAACAACGAGCCCAUCCUACUGCAAACAGAGGGUGCGCCUGCUGCUACUAAGCCCACUGUAGCAUCCAAAGCGACUGAUACCACAACCUGUCCGGGAGAUGCUGCCGGGCGCUGCGAGACCAACAGAGCGGCAGGGGCGGAGGCGUAUGGAGCAGCGGUCGCAGUAGAGGUUUUAAACGCGGCAGCAGGCGAUGCUUGUAACAACAGCACCGCUCCAAUUUCAAGAAUGAAAUGCAACAAAAACGGAGAAUGCAGGAGGGACUCCGGCACCGGGAGCCUGCGCUCGAUCAUCUCCAACAAGACUGCCGGGGCGGGGAGGGCCGAGGACGCGUCCCUUAGGCGUGGUGCCUGUAACUCAGCCAGGGCCAGCAUGGAUGGUUCCGCGACAGGCUCCAUGACGCAGGGCCAGGGGGAAGGUAGCGCAAACCCCGGCGUCACCCCUGUUUCCACCGGCGUCCCCGAGAAAAAGGACUCCAGGGUGUCCUUCUCCAACGCGCCAAGCAGGAAAGCCUCCUCAUCGCUGCACGGCUCGACCCAGACCCAGACGACCCAGCAGCCUAGAAACUCUGUCACCUUCCAGAAGCCGGAGGAUGGACCCCAGAUCCAGGCCGAGGAUGCCGAGGCUGACGGAAGCACCUUCAUGCAACGACAAUUCAGUGCCAUGCUGCAGCCUGGAGUUAACAAAUUCUCCUUACGCAUGUAUGGGAGUCAAAAGGCGGUGGAGAGGGAGCAAGAGCGGGUUAAAUCAGCGGGCAAUUGGAUUAUCCACCCCUACAGUGAUUUCAGGUUCUACUGGGAUUUCACGAUGCUUCUCUUCAUGGUGGGUAACCUGAUUGUCAUCCCGGUGGGCAUCACCUUCUUCAACGAUGGGACGACCACCCCCUGGAUCAUCUUCAACGUCAUCUCCGACACCUUCUUCCUCAUGGACCUGGUCCUCAACUUCCGCACUGGCAUCAUCAUCGAGGACAACUCUGACAUCAUCCUGGACCCCAAGACCAUCAAGAAGACGUACCUGAAGACCUGGUUCAUCGUGGACUUUGUCUCCUCCAUCCCCGUGGAUUAUAUCUUUCUGAUCGUGGAGAAGGGGAUCGACUCUGAGAUGUAUAAGACGGCCAGGGCCCUGAGGAUCGUACGCUUCACUAAGAUCCUGAGUCUGCUGAGGCUGCUGAGGCUGUCCCGGCUCAUCCGCUACAUCCACCAGUGGGAAGAGAUCUUCCAUAUGACCUAUGACCUGGCCAGUGCAGUAAUGCGGAUCUUCAACCUGAUUGGUAUGAUGCUGCUGCUGUGUCACUGGGAUGGCUGUCUGCAAUUCCUGGUUCCCAUGCUGCAGGACUUCCCCCAGGACUGCUGGGUCUCCCUCAACAAGAUGGUGAAUGACACAUGGUCUGAGCUGUAUUCAUUUGCAGUGUUCAAGGCGAUGAGCCACAUGUUGUGUAUCGGCUAUGGUCGGCAGGCCCCGGAGAGCCUGUCUGAUAUCUGGCUCACCAUGCUCAGCAUGAUCGUAGGGGCCACCUGCUACGCUGUGUUCAUAGGCCAUGCCACCGCACUCAUCCAGUCCCUGGACUCGUCCCGACGACAGUACCAGGAGAAGUACAAACAAGUGGAGCAGUACAUGUCUUUCCACAAGCUGCCAUCCGACUUCCGACAGAAAAUACAUGACUAUUAUGAGCACCGGUACCAGGGGAAGAUGUUUGAUGAAGACAGCAUCCUGGAGGAACUGAACGAACCACUCAGAGAGGAAAUUGUCAAUUUCAACUGCCGUAAGCUGGUGGCGUCCAUGCCGCUGUUCGCCAACGCAGAGCCCAACUUUGUGACAGCCAUGUUGAUCAUGCUCCGCUUCGAGGUCUUCCAGCCUCGUGAUUACAUCAUCAGAGAGGGCACCAUCGGCAAGAAGAUGUACUUUAUCCAGCACGGAGUCUGUAACGUCAUCACCAAGGGAACCCUGGGAAUGAAGCUCUCUGAUGGCUCCUACUUUGGAGAGAUCUGUUUGCUGACGCGGGGUCGGCGUACGGCCAGCGUCAGAGCGGAGACGUACUGCCGUCUCUACUCCCUGUCUGUGGACAACUUUAAUGAGGUGCUAGAGGAGUACCCCAUGAUGAGACGGGCCUUUGAGACCGUGGCCAUCGACCGACUGGACCGCAUAGGCAAGAAGAACUCCAUUCUGAUGCACAAAGUGCAGCACGACCUCAACUCCGGCGUCUUCAACAACCAUGAGAAUGAGAUGAUCCAGGAGAUUGUUAAGUACGACCGUGAGAUGGUCAAACUGGUGGACCUCCAGAGACCCCGCACCAUGUCCAUGACAUCCUCCGUCCCUGGGGGCAUGUUCUCCCCCGCAGGCCCAUCCGGGGUCGGGGCCCUCGCCAGCCUCCAGCAGGCUGUGGCCAUGAGCUUCUGCCCCCAGGGGAUGGGGCCGAUGGCAGGGUCAGGGACGCUGCAGUCCCCCCGCAUGUUGCGGAGGUUCCAGGUGGUCCAUAGCCUGUCACAGAGCCCUGUUUCCGCAUCUCCUCUCCAGUCCCAGCCACCACAGAUGGCUCAUGCAACAGGAGUGUUUGGGUCGGCUAUUUCCAGCCCACCAGUCCAGAGCCCUCUGGCGCAUCCAGGACGGACAUUCCAGUACAUGGGGGGAGCGGGGCCGUCUGGGUCUCAGCUGUCCCUGGUGCAGCACCACGUUCCCAGCCCCACGCACACCAUCCAGAGGCCCUCCUCACACAAAAGCACCCACUCGCUCCACUCAGGCACCCUGAGCCAAGACGCCCGUGUCCUCUCCGCCUCCCAGCUCUCCCUCCCUCAGGAUGGAACCCCUCCUGCCGGCCCUAGCCCUCCCCAAUCUACCCACCCAUCCACCCACGCCUCCUCCACCUCCAUCGGCCCCCCUCAGCCCACUCACCCCAGCCAGCCUGGGCCCUCUGGGGUGGGGGUCCAGGUUGGGGGGAGACCCGCGGGAGUUCCACAGCGGGUGGCCUUCGCCUCCACUCCUCCCCCAGGAGGAGCACCCGGGAUGGGGGCGGCUGCAGCGGCGGCUGGGUCGGGGCUCCCGGCCUCUGGAGCUCCUAAGAAGGAUUCGAUCGUUAGCAUACCAGAGUUAGACUCAGCCCGGAACCGGCUGUCUUCCAACUUGUGACCCUAUGAGAGAUGCAGGAGAGAGGCCUUCUUCACAUGGGUGAAUCUAAACGUCUGUUUAUCUCUGUCUGGA